Messenger RNA from Vicia faba (fava bean), 636 nucleotides. NCBI's taxonomy places the organism in Eukaryota, Viridiplantae, Streptophyta, Magnoliopsida, Fabales, Fabaceae. The record is from the annotation of a GenBank genome assembly.
AUGGACCUUACUCUUAAGCUUUCUCCUUGUGGUGAAAAUGUGGAAGAAAGGAGGUUGGUAAGGUCAUCAUCAUUGGUGAGUGGAGAGAUGGGAAGUAUCAGUGUUCCAAAUUGGUGUAGUUUUAGGUCAUCUAUAGAGAGAUCUUCAUCUCUUACAAUCGAUAGUGGGGAGAGAAUGGUUCUAGAGAGGCAGAGAAAGAUGGCAGCUUCAAAGCUUUAUGGUCCAAUACAUUCAUCUGAAGGAGUAAUUGCUUCUAGUUUCCAGAUAUCAACCAAACACAAAAACAAAUCAACGAUUUUCCCGAAAACAACAAUCAAUGAACUUCCACUUCUGCCUAAAUCUACCGAUACUAAGAUUAAGAAUCCAACAAAAAAGCUUAAUCUCCCUAACUACUGCAGUCUUAAGGGUGAUGUGAUGGAGAAAUUGCGACAAAUGCCGACCGUAACAACGACGGGAGACGGCCCAAAUGGUAAGACAAUAGAAGGGUUUCUGUACAAGUAUAGAUCUGGUGAAGUUUGUAUUGUAUGUGUCUGCCAUGGUAACUUCCUCACACCAGAAGAGUUUGUCAUUCAUGCUGGUGGAAAAGAAGCUGCUAAUCCAAUGAAGCAUAUCACUGUUCACCCUGUCUCAUUUUAG